UUGUAGUGACAAAACAAACCAAACAGAAUCUUUUUGGAUCAUACGUAAUUUUGACGAGAUUAAUGUUGCUAACAAUUUUAUUCAAUGUUAUUGAAUUGAAUGUACAAUAAAGAAAAUGGUCGAUCCGAUAUUUGAUUAUCAGUUCAGGCUUAUCCUAAUCGGAGAUAGCACGGUCGGCAAGAGUUCUCUGCUUAAGUAUUUUACAGACGGGAAGUUCGCUGAGCUAUCUGAUCCGACUGUGGGCGUAGAUUUCUUCGCUAGAAUCAUCGAGAUCCAAGAUGGAACAAGGAUUAAACUACAACUCUGGGACACGGCUGGACAGGAGAGAUUUCGUUCCAUCACGAAAUCGUAUUAUAGAAACUCUGUUGGAGCUUUGUUGGUGUACGACGUCUCGAACAGAUCCAGUUUCGAACAUAUACCAUUAUGGAUGAUGGAAGCCAAGAGGCACAUAGAACCUCACAGACCAGUGUUCGCAUUGGUUGGCUGUAAGCUCGACCUAGUCGGAAGUGAUAACAAGAGUGAAUCAAGACGAGAAGUGUCAUGUGAAGAAGCCAGGCUAUUUGCUGAGGAAAACGGCCUACAUCACAUAGAAACAUCAGCAAAAACUGGAUUAAAUGUCGAGCAGGCAUUUGUACUUGUAGCUCAAGAAGUCUACAACCGAAUCCAGACUGGUGAGUAUAAAGUGGAAGACGGAUGGGACGGAAUAAAAACAGGAUUCAAUCGACCAAAUGGUACUGAUUUCAAUUUACUUGAAGCAGAAGCUGUACACUCAACGUGCUGUUAGAUGAAGAGCAUAAAAAGGCUAUGUAAAUAUGAUUCACAAUAGUUGUAAUUGAUAUUUAAGGAUAAAUAUACUUUUUUGUAAUAUCGAACAGGUAAUGUAGUUAAUGUUCUAAUUACAAUAUUUGGGUUAAUGAAGUUCAUAAUGACUAACUUGCAGUGUUAAAGAAUGCAGCAACUCUUUUUUUUUAUGUUUAGUGCUACUGUCUGGUGUUACUUUAUUUAUGGUUUAUUUAUUUAGUAAUAUUGUACAUGAAAUAGAAAGUUUCCAGUAUGUAGUUAUUGACGAUGCUUAUUGAGCAAAAUCCUUUUUUUCAUUUUUUAUAAGCCAAUGUUGACCAGUGUUAUCGCACCCUAAUUGGCAAGUGAUUCCUCAUAUGACAUUAAAGCUGUAUGGUUUAUGAACUGUAUUUAUCAAUAAACACUGCGUAUGAGUAAUGUGAAGCAAUAUCUAAAACAUAAUAAAACAUCACUACUGCCCUCCAUAUUAAUAAAUGAUUUGAGUUUUCGUUUUAUUAAGUACUUAGGACAUAUUAUAUACACACACACACACAUACUUGCUAUUGGCAUAAAUAGGGUUAUAUAAAUGUGUUAUGUAGACAUAGGGAAAAUAUAUGCGGGGAUUAUACACUAGCCCAGAAAUCAUAUAACUGAAUUGCACAUUGCAUUGGCUUGUUGAACGUAAUAUCAAGGUUCCCAAAGCAGAUAAAAUCAAACAAUGUUUGCAACCAGAUUUGUAAUACUUUUACAUGUGCAUGGUUAACAGAUAUAGCUUAUCAAAAAAAUGACUGUUAGCAGAAAUUACUGUCUGAGAUUGAUAAACUCUGACCUCAUUCCCCCGAUUGAGAUGAAACUUUGUACAAUUGUCAGUUUGUGACAUUUCAGAGACAUUAGUAACACAAGGGCACGAGUCAUUUUAAAUUCAUUCAUUUCAUUAGGCCGCGAUCACGCUGCAGUUGGCGGUAGUAUAGGUGACUAUUUAAUAAAUUGCAUAGCAUUGUAGGUUAGGGUGAACAUCGGUUGAAUUUGCUACGGUAAAUGAAUACUUGUAAUUUCUAUAUUGAAGCCAAAAUGCAAAAUUUAAAAUAAAAUAUUCAUCCUAAAAUAAAUUCAGGAAAGCGAUCAACAGGCCUAUGACAACGACAAACAAUAAUAAAACUUAACGUUUGCCGAAAGAAAAUAAAAUAUUUUGUCCGUUGGGUGGGAUUUGUCUGGCCCCUUAUCUACGAAUUGUGGUGAGAUGCGGUCUUUUUGAGCAUUACCACUGUUCUUUUAAGUUAUUUUGAUAAGAAUGCCAUCUGAAGUGUGAACGUGGUUUUAGAUACAGGAAAUCGUGACAAGAAUUCGCUAAUCUAUGAUGCUAAAGUGUAUAAUCUAUGCCGUAUUGUAUUGCCGUCAACAUGCGAACCGGAACUUUCAUGAAACAUAAUUAACGGAUUAUUAAUGUGAAAUUUAAUAAAAAGCAUUGCUAUGUGAUAGCUAACACAAGCUAAUAAUGCACCGUUUAUACAAGUGAUGACAAGCUAUCAAGCAAUUUAUUAACAUCGCUGAUCGUAUCAUAUGACUGUUUGCAGUUUCCGCUAAUUGACAAGCUAAAGACGCCAGAUACAUGAUUUGCACACGUUUUUAAUUACUAUUAUUUAUAUAUGGUCAUUCUCAGUAAAAUGCGGUAUUUUUAAUGAGGGCUAGAAGCCCGAGAUGAAGUUUCGAGUAUUUUGUUUCAUUAUUAUUACGCUCUUUGACACAUAAUAAAUAUUUAAUAAUCCCUGUUACACACUACAACAGAAAAAAGACUAAAUUAAUAAAUAAAAAAUUCAAUAUGUACCUACCAUUAUUUUUCCAUAAAAAACAUGCUCGCAAAAGGGGUGGCUGACUAAAUGUUGUCAGUCAACAAAUAACCCUAUUUUUUAUUUACAGAAUUAUAUUGAGGUGACUUUCAUCUUUAAGAUUUGAAUUUAUUUACAAUUAUUUCAAGAAUACUUUAUCGUUACUUUGCUUUACAAAUAUUAUAUGGCAAAUAUAGCAUAUAGCAUAAUACGAGUAUAUUAUAGGUAGGACUGUGGAAAAUAUAGCAUUUCUAAAUAUCAUUGAUAUUUAAGUUUAAUGCGCGGGUUCACAGAUAUUUUUAAUUAUGUCACUGUGACAAUUAUUGUAAGCAAAAAUAAACGUAGCCGAUCAAAUUAGGUAAACUUUUUUUUUAUAAAAAGUAAUUUUCGUACGUAUGUAUGAAUGACUAUUUCUUUGGUACUCUGGGACUACUAGCUAAACCUGUAACGGAUUAUAACACAUGUGGAGGCAUUAGAAUUGUCCCAGUAGUAGGAGUAACCAUUAUAUCUAGGUAUAUGGUGUUUGCGAAAAAAAAUCCAACAGUAAUCGAAUAAACAAAAAGUGUGUCAUAAAAAAACCAAAAAAAACAUAGCCGCAUGAUAAUACUAAUUAAAAUGCGAAAUUUAAAAUAUGUUUACACUUAAAUAAAUUGAACUUGAAUGUUAGUAAAGGUAUUGCAGGCACGGAUAAACAAUGAAAUUAAAAUAUAUUUUGAUGUUACUUAAAAAUCUCAUUUUUGAAUGGGUCUGCUUUAGGGGCACUAUUAAAUUAUGAAGAUAAUAUCCCUGAAAGCUAAACUACUCUUUGUACUAAAAAAAAUUGGUACUUUACCAACUAAUUCCAAUGACCAAACGACCGAAUACACUGUUUUGUUUAUAGUCAUUAUUUUAUUUUUUCUUUGUUGUUUUAUUGUUUUUGAUGUAAAUAAUGUACAGUAUUGACACGUUUCUAUUGUUCUGAUUUAUUUUAUAUUUCUAAACAGUCAAAUCGUAUUCCACGUACAAUUUCAUUUUAAAAAUGGACAUUUCACUCCAACACUUCAUUACACCAAAGUACUUUCGAACCAAAAUUCAAUUUCACUAUGAAUUUAAAAUUUAAUUUAAUUUGUUUAAAGACACCAAAGAAUUGGUAAAUCUGGUACACCGAAAACUUAGCAGAAAAAUGAAAUAAGUCUUAGAUUCUAACUUGUUUUUAGUUUUUACUAACAAAUUGAUUUGUACAUUGAAUUAAACUAACCUAAGUAAUUGUAACAUUAAAAUUGUACCUGCGAUUGUUAAAUGAUUAAUAAACACUUUAGUAGUCAUUUGAAAUAUUUCAUUAGUGUUAAAAUAAUUAUUAUAAAUAUUUUGAAUAUUAAGAAUCCAAUAUACAGAUGCUACAUUCUAAAACUUUAACGUGCUAAUUCUACCGUCCAAGGGAAAUGAGCGCAAAAAUAUAUUAUUCAAAUAUCCAUUGAUUUUUAUGAGACUAAAUAAAUAAGAAACCCGAUAUAUUUAAUUAAACAAGUAGUCAUUUUAAUAGCAAAUUCAUAAAAUAUAUUUAGAAUUAUAAAUAUAAAUGUUCGGAUUCACCAUAUUGUCUUAAUUUCUAUUGCAAACAGGACAAUAGCUACCUAAUCUUGUUCACGCUCAAAAAAAUACCAACAACUUUUGCUUACCUUUUUAUUGAAUUUUAAUUGUUUUAAUGAAUCUAUUCGGAUUAUAGUUAUGUAACUACACUACAAAUAUGUUUUUCUACCUACCAACAACAUUACGUUUAGCAAUGACUAUCAAAUAAACAUAAUAAUGGCAAUGGAAUAUGAAUAUAUUGAUUUCUAGUUCAAAUUUGAAUGUAUAUAAAGCAACCUACAUUUUGGUAUAACUUAUGCUUUUGCAUACUUUAUUAUUUCUGAAAACAUUUAUAUUCUUAAACUGUUACAAAAAUCACAACACAUAUGCCUUUAAGCAGUCAAUAUUAUUAUAUAAAAUUGAUAUUUAAUUGUGAUUAUAGGAAUAAACGUGUGAUCAAUUAAUUGUUCGAAAUAUUUACACUAAAUUCGAAACGUUCUUAGAUAUGUCGAGGAGAGCAGAGUGGUGUGCAUCAUACACAACGAUUAUUAAUUUGGAUGCCUUAUGUACUUAUUGUACAAGUAAAAUUAUCGAUAAAUCUCCCAUCCUUAUAGUACACAUAAGCGUAUCAAAGUGUAAAAUCCUUUUCAAUGGUACUACUUAAAAUCAGUAUGGUUACUAUUUUCUUGGAGUACCCACAACAUUUACUCUGAAGCAUUAUUAUGCUUAAAAGGUUAGGUUUAACGUUUAUAAUCUUAUAGUAAUAAAAUAAUAAUAAAAAACGUAUUGUAUUAAAAUGUUCAUGUUUAUUUCUUCAAGUUCUUCGUUUGAUAAAUCAGAUUUGAUAACAUGUAUAGGGCUUUUUGUAGUCAGUAUACUUGUGAAUAAGUUGCAUAUUUAAAUGAAAAAAAUAUAUUUUAAGGAGCUCGCUGGUGUUAUAUGAACUGGCUACUGCGCUGCGCAGUAUAUGUAUAUUUCUAAUGUCGCACUCGUGGAUGUUUUGAUCACCCACAGCUUAGAUGAAAAUGCUAGCUUGAGAUAAAUAUUUUACUGUUAUUUCCCAUACAAAUUCCUUCCCGGCUCGUACGUCUGGCGAAUGAACAUAAACGUGGCCUUCAUUGGAUAUGUCGUGUAUUGUGUUCGAAUUCGACUGCUCCAUUAGCUAUUGGUUCAGCAACAUGUAGCAGUUCUGUUCCCAUUUGUUCUUUUUUUUUCCUACCUAUGCUGAUAGCCUUGGGCUACAUCAGCUUCUCCUUGACGUGUAAGUGAGCUCACGGGGCUGAAACCGGGUGUGUUGCUAACACUGGCCCUAGCAAGAACAGUGCUGCGCAGAACCUACCACCGGAUCCGAAACGCGACCCACUGAGAAGAUCCGGCGGGAAACUCAGUGGGCGGCGAGAAACUCACUAUGCUAAUCACACCGAUACUUCGACACUUUUCAAUUUUUUAUCAACCAAAGAUAUUGCCAGCAUAGCCUUUACUAUGUACUAUUCGUGUCCUGUUAAUACUUUAAAUCAUGAUUGGCAACAUUUAUCAGGAAGCUAAAAACAAUACUUCGUGCUAGAAACCAUGACCAUCAGGUUGUGCCUUUUUUAAACGUAAUAGCAGCUGAUUACGUCUAUCGACCUCGACGAACAAUUAUUUGAUUUAUCCAAUGUUUCAUUAUAUCUCCUAUCUGUGAACACCUCUCACAACAUCGCACGCUGGAAUUGUGUGAGCUAUUGCAGCUGUGAGACUAGAUUGGAUAUCGCCGAAACUGUUCGCAGUAAAAGCGAUAGCUUUCGUGAAGCUCAUUGGCGACUAUAUCAGAUAGUCUUCAGUUUAGACCGUCACAGUGAAAUAUACCUAUACAAGCAGAUGAUGUAAUAACAGUUUGUAGUAAUAACGAAAGCAUGGCGGCUCAAAUAUUUUUUUCUGUAAAAUGAUGUGUUCGAACUCCAAACUGAUUUAGAUAUUCGAAGCGCAAAAGUUGAAGAACUGUAAACGGAACUCAUUUUAUGUAAGUAAUUAUUAUUGUUCUUUUUUAUGUGUUAGACUGUUUUAAUAAAUAGCCAAUAUGCUAUCAAAUGAAGCUUUAUGAUUAAUAAUAAUAUAGUUUUUGUUAAAUGAAA
Molecule: messenger RNA, 6265 nt
Organism: Bombyx mori (domestic silkworm)
Lineage: Eukaryota; Metazoa; Arthropoda; Insecta; Lepidoptera; Bombycidae
Gene: Rab39
Product: ras-related protein Rab-39B
Exons: 3
Coding region: 116-784 (222 amino acids)
Biological process (GO): vesicle-mediated transport; Rab protein signal transduction
Cellular component (GO): Golgi apparatus
Molecular function (GO): GTPase activity; GTP binding
Source: RefSeq, a predicted model, not a curated record